Molecule: messenger RNA, 2137 nt
Organism: Nicrophorus vespilloides
Lineage: Eukaryota; Metazoa; Arthropoda; Insecta; Coleoptera; Silphidae
Product: F-box only protein 9
Exons: 8
Coding region: 197-1534 (445 amino acids)
Biological process (GO): SCF-dependent proteasomal ubiquitin-dependent protein catabolic process
Cellular component (GO): SCF ubiquitin ligase complex
Molecular function (GO): protein binding
Source: RefSeq, a predicted model, not a curated record
AAAGAGGUAGUGAUGUUUUGGUGGUCUGUCAGACCGUGACCUCGAGUUUGUUGGUUAAAAUUUUAAAACGCCAGAUUGAAACAUGGAUGUUGAAAGCUUCUUGCCAGUUUGCACGUAUUCUGGCUUCGAAAUUUUCGUAAUCCGCUUCUCUGACCGUGAACUAAUAUACCAGUGUUUCUGAAUUCGCAUCUUCAAAAUGAGCAACAUCCCAGGCAGCAGUGCCAGGCAAAAUUCGGGGGAUAAUAUUUCUGAUGAUGAGGAGCAGGAUGAACCUUCACCAAAUAAUACUUCAGAUGUUGAAAAUGCAUUGGCCAGUUUCCGGGAGAAAUGGCAAAAAGAACUUAGGAUUGGUUGCCAGGAUGAGGCCAGAUUUGAGUCUGCAAAACAAUGUAAGGAAGAAGAUGUCACUGAAGAGCAGCAGGCAAGGAUUGCUUAUAUGCAAGGGGCUGAGCUGGAACGGUCUGGACAAUUGUAUGAAGCAAUACAGUGCUACAAACGAGCUGUACAACUGGUACCUGACAUUGAAUUUAGAAUAGAUGAUAUAAAUAUACCUUCUAUUAGACCUAAUGAAGAAGAAGUUGCUGAAGAUAUUAAAUUUGACGAAAUCCAGGAGAUUCAAACUGAUGAUGAGAAUGAUAAUGAAGUAGAGGAGAGACAAAUUCCUGAUGGAGCUCUAAUUAACUGGAUACAAAGGAAAGUGUUCAAAUCACAAGUACUGUGUUCACCCAAUUAUGAACAAAGAUCUACACACAUAUGCUCUCUUCCCAUGGAGAUAUUGCUAUAUAUACUGAAGUGGGUUGUUUCUGCUGAUCUGGAUAUGCGUUCAUUGGAGAUGGUAUCCAUGGUGUCUAGAGGAUUUUACCUGUGUGCUAGAGAUGAAGAGAUUUGGAAACUUGCCUGCUCAAGGGCCUGGGGUAUAAACUGCGGAAACCCAAUGAAUAUCUACUCUUCCUGGAGAGAAAUGUACGUCAAGCGAGCGCGCCUACACUUCAACGGAUGCUAUAUUAGCAAAACAACUUACUUGAGGCACGGUGAAAACAGUUUCCAAGACCAGUUUUACAGACCUUGGCAUCUAGUGGCCUACUACAGAUACCUGAGAUUUUUUCCCGACGGCUUAGUACUUAUGCUAACUACUCCCGAUGAGCCGGCUCAAUGUGUGACACAUCUUAAGACACGCAUUUCGAAAUUGCCAACGAUUCUGAAAGGUCAUUACCGCCUGAAGGAUGAUAAAGUGACCAUCGUUGUGCAACACCAGGAGGUAACUGUGCAAAGUUCCUUCAAGCGAGGCCGCAACAGGCGUAACGAUGUAAUGUUCGAGGGCGGCGAUAAGACGUUUCAUUUGGAGUUACAGAUUCAGAGUUACAACACGAAGAAACACAUUCAGCUAAUUUGGACGCACUACGCUAUUAUCACCAAGAAUCGCAACGGCACUGAAAGCAAGUCGUCAUUCGAACUUGUCAACAAUCGGUUCCCACCUCUAUGGUUCUCGCGCGUCAAGAGCUAUACGCAGGAAUCUUAUAGUCCUCUGCAGUAAAUAUUUUUAUUUCAUAAUAGAUGUUCCCCGAGAAUCAACUAUCGUUUGGACAGUUCAUGGUUGUGAUUAUAAAUGUGCAAUUGUAUUAAUUCGCUGUGUAUUUAGCCUGCUAUUGAUUACUGCUGUGCAACUGUGGUGUAUGUAAGCUCCAUAACAUUGUUGAUGCAUUUAAAUAUUGCGCAUUGCACAAGUCUAGUCUUUCGUUAACUUUCUAUUGAUUUUUAUUUCUCAAUAGUGAUAUUCAUGGCCUACGCAUUGAUAUUCCGAUAAGAUUGUUGUUAAUUGUCAAAGACUACACAGAGAAAAUUAAGUAAAUUCGGAAAUCGGUCCUAUUGAACCUACCAUUGAUAAUCGUGAAUUCCGCAAUAUAAAUCAGAACUGCGGUUUGAUUUCAUUUACAAUUAUUUUUUGCUCAUCGGUGAACUGUUUUUGAAACUCCUCGCUUCUGCUUCAGUGUAUGUAUCUAGUUAUUAAGAACUACUUACCCUCGACCGUUGCUCCUGAUAAAAUCUACAAUCAGUUCUUGCCCAAACUUAAGUCAAUCCUCAAAUGUAAACGAAUUAUUUCAAUUGUUUUAUUGAUAUUAAGAUAAAUAGAGAUAAA